AUGGCAGUCCCACCACACCUCCUCAAAGCCAUCGCCACAAGCGAGCACAACGCCCCGGAAGAGCGCGACGCGGCGCAGAGGACGUUGGAUAGCACGGAGAGGCUCAUGGGGAAGCGUCUGGAGAUGGGGUUAGAGCGUGAGGGCGGCCAGCAGGAUCAAGAUCAGGACCGCCGGGAGCAGAGAGGCGACGAGCAUGGAGAAAAGACGCGGACGCAGGAUGGUGAUCAAGUCAAAGGCGAAAAGGACUUGUCGGACAAAAAUGAUCAAUCGAAGUGA
Colletotrichum karsti is the source of this 276-nucleotide messenger RNA. RefSeq lists its product as uncharacterized. The transcript has a single exon. The record is from RefSeq and is a predicted model, not a curated record. Bases 1 to 276 code for a protein of 91 amino acids. Lineage: Eukaryota; Fungi; Ascomycota; Sordariomycetes; Glomerellales; Glomerellaceae.